AUGAACUUACUGUGCCCUGAGAACCUGGACUUUGGUCAUGGGGCUUCUCAAAUUUGUGAUCUAGACGUCCUUUAUCCAUGGAGUCCUGAAAUUCAUGCAGACCCUAUGGCGGUUGUCGAUCCGUUCAUCAUCAAGUAUCCAGCCCCUAGGGAGACAGACUGGGAAGCAAAGAAGCCUUUUAUCGAGCAUUUCUAUCUGACUGAGAACCAAACCCUCAAUGCCACGAUCAUAUGCAUGAGAGAACAGCAUGGCUUCAACGCCACCGAAAAGAUGUACAAGAGGCACUUCCGGGUCUGGGGCUGGUACAAGUACACGUCGAAGAGCGUUCGAAAAGAAAAGCAGUUCGAAAACGAGACAGUAUCGACAUUGUCUCUCACUGGGGCAAGUGAGCCACCAAGGAAGAAGGCACGCGUACAGGAAGAGCCAGACCAUCCUUCCCCGGCUUUGUCGACAACCAGCACCUUGAUCCCCAUGGAUCUGCAGAAUUUUCAGCAAAAAGCUACUAUCUUCGCUGGUAUCAACCAAUUACUCGAUUUUCAUGUCCGUACUACCACACUAUCGUCAAGAGCAUGCUCAUCAUCCAAGUAUCGGCUCCUCCAUGGUGAUUCCGCCCCAAGGUUACGGGAUGGAUUCUAUGAAGCGCUCAACAUCUUAGACUGCAAGAAAACGCUAGGGCGGGAGGCUAUUGAGAGAGUACUCGACCAAGUACAAUACCACAUCAAAGAAGAUGACAUCACAUCUUUUGUAGAGCUUUGCUUCCUAAUCCCCCGCGCCUUACUCUUCUCCAAGCAUAGUCGAUCAUUACGAUCGUACUUGUCUCGGUUUAUCCACACACUGCGGGAGAAGAACAUUCAAGGGCCAUUCGCGGAGGUUAGUCGCCUGCUCCUGGACGUCUAUGAAUCUCAAAGACAAUCAGGCCUUUCGGAUCUGCUUGUCUUCGCCUCAAGCGUCUUCGCCGCCGGACUGGUGGAAAAGUACGGCAGAGAGGACAGGAACGCUUUGCUAGCGACCUGGGAUUCAUUCCGGCUAGCAGGGCAGCUCGAUCCCAGUGUGGCGUCAGCCUGGCUGGGGCAAUGGGAGCUGUCUCAUAAAGAAUGCAUGUCGCGGUUUGGAAGGCAUAGCUUGCUGACUCUGGGGUUGGAAGAUGACCUUUCUAGCCUGGUACAACCCACACGGGUGUAUCCUGAGUCUAGCUGUCCCGCAGAGGUAACGGAACUGGUAAACAGUGUCCGGCGGAAGCUGUUCCUCAUCCCGGGCGACGAUUCCGAUAGCUCUAGUUUCGAAGACGACAAUCAUUUGUUCUUCUAG
This is a messenger RNA of Diaporthe amygdali, 1308 nucleotides long. RefSeq lists its product as uncharacterized. NCBI's taxonomy places the organism in Eukaryota, Fungi, Ascomycota, Sordariomycetes, Diaporthales, Diaporthaceae. The transcript has 2 exons. The record is from RefSeq and is a predicted model, not a curated record. Bases 1 to 1308 code for a protein of 435 amino acids.